Molecule: messenger RNA, 2734 nt
Organism: Homalodisca vitripennis (glassy-winged sharpshooter)
Lineage: Eukaryota; Metazoa; Arthropoda; Insecta; Hemiptera; Cicadellidae
Exons: 14
Coding region: 20-2149 (709 amino acids)
Source: RefSeq, a predicted model, not a curated record
ACCUUGAACGUUGUUACAGAUGGGUCCACCGGGGUGGCUGUUACUAGUAUACUGUUUGGACGUUCUGGCGACUCUAGCGACAGGGCAACCAUGUGGAGCAGGUUUGAUCCUCACCUAUGUGAAAGUACCGAACAUGCUGCCUCGGACAGUAUAUCAGCCUACACUACUACAUGCACAAGCUCCAGGCGUUGCCAUCACUGCAACUUGUUAUAACAGUUGCCGAGAUGUGCCUGGCUGUGACGGGUUUAUCGUAGACUACAAGCAGGGUGCAUGUUACCGCGUCAAUGUGGGCAGGCAGUAUGAGGAGUACUACCAUCAAGACAAUGUUAAUUAUUUCAGAAAAGUCUGUUUAAACGUACCCAGAGACUGUGCGCGAAGAGCCUGGCCUGUUGAAUAUAUUCCCGGCUACAAGCUGCUUGCUGAACAACACACAGUGCUGCCCAACAUUGCUGACAAGUGGCAAUGUGCCCAGAUAUGUCUGAACCAGACAACACUAGAAGGGUUGCCGUGCCGAUCAUCACAGUACCAGGCGUGGUCACGUACUUGCACACUAAGCCAGUAUGACAGACACACCAACCCCGAAAGUUUCUCCCCCACCAUUGCCUCGGACAGAGAGUUUGAGUACAUGGAGAACCAGUGCCCCAUCAGAAAUAAUCAUAACCCAGGGAGCUUACCUGGUAAUGAGGAAUACUGUUGGCAUGACCCUGUUUACAAUAAAACAUCCAUGCGCCCAGAUUUAGAAGUAGACAAUCUCUCUCUCGAUCAAUGCCAGGUGAGAUGUCAGACAGAAGUCUCAUUCCGCUGUACAGCUUACACGUACCAGUGCCCUGCGUAUGGCAAUAUCAUUUCUCGCUGUCUGCUCCACUCUGACGAGGCCCAGGUCAGGAUCUCUGCUCUCUCUCCCUUGCCUUGCGCCACUUACAGGGAGAAGAUCUCAUGUUUGGAUGUGAGAGUGUCCUGUUCUCCACAAUCGCUGACUGUGACAUUGCAAGACAAGACAUUUACCGGCCAGAUUUUUGUGUCAGGACACGCCUCUCAGUGUACUGCUGGAAACAAUGGUCAGGGUCAAGUCCAACUGAUCAUCCCUGUUCCUGAGUCAGACUACUCUCCAAAUAGAUGCAAUGUACAAAUAAUCCGUUCUAUUGGUGAUUAUAACAGGACUGUGGUGUCAGCUGUUGUGGUGAUCCAGCAUCACAAGCUUAUCCAGACUGUGAGUGACAGAGUUGUCAAGGUCAGUUGUUAUCUGGACAACAACAAUAUGGUUCCUCCGAUCUCACAGUACAACAACCUCACACUGAAUGCCUCCUUUUUUGUCAAGGAUCCAGAAAUCGUCCAAAAUGUGAUAGAAGGGUUCGGAUCCAAUGCCAGCUACCCUCCAACGGCGAUGAUGAGAAUAGUGGAUGUGGCAAGAGGAGGCGUUGUAGCAUCACAGACAGACCUGGGAGAUGAACUUGAACUCCAGAUAUUUGUUGAUCCACGUUACAACGUAUCAAUGAUCCGAGCAGGCCACCUGGUUGCAAGCUCAGGAUCAGGACAGGAUACUCUGCUACUGCUAGACAGUAGAGGAUGUCCACCUGACCCUUCCACUUUUCCUGCCCUCUCACCCCUUAACAGCUCAGCUCUCAUUGCCCGGUUCCGAGCCUUCAAGUUCCCUGACUCCAACGUGUUGCGGUUCAGCAUCUUCCUCACCUUCUGUGUUUCUGUUUGCCAGCCAACUGACUGUGGAAAUGGCAUAGCUUCUUAUGGUAAGAGACGAAAACGAUCUACAGACAAAGAAGAAAUCAUGGCCGAAGUUCCAUUACAGCUGGAAAUUAUCGUCAAGACCUCAGAAUUUAAGAAUGAGACCUCACCCAAGCCACAAAUUUCUGGCAAUGUGACAGAGGAUAUACGAGAGGAACGAGUGAUAGAGCAAAGCAGUGAGUUAAUGUGUGCCUCACUUGGUACCACGGUGCUGUUUGGUGCAGCCUGGGUGGUGCUGCAACUACUCCUGUUGGUUGGAUGCUGCUGGGCACUAGGGCGACAUGAACGCCAAAGUGACAGAGUCAGCCUACAGUCUGACUUUCAGCCCAAACAUGUUAGCUGGGGUGAUACAUCACAUCUUACCUAUCCCAAAGAUUCACUGCCACACACUCCUGCUGUCCAAAGUUAAGCAGACAGCUGGAGUGUCCAUGUACAAAUAGAUAUGUGCAUAUUUACAAUUAAGAACAUGGAAGACUGGAGCAGCCAUUUUUCUUUGUGUUUAUUUUGUUUGUAUUGUAACUUUUAAUAUUUUUAAGUUGUAUUAUUUUUAUGAUUUUUUUUAGCAAUUGAGAAUUAUGAUAGCAAUAAAAUUUAAUUGUUUUAAACCAAUAUCGCAAUUAUGACUAGUCAAUUAUUUCGGGAUCAAACUGUAAAACCAAAAACUUAAAAGACAGAUCAAACGUUUUAUUUGAUAAUUAUUUUAGUAUUUAUUUUAAUCACUAUUAUAUUUACUAAUAGGAGACUAUUUCCUUGUACAAAUAUUUGCAUUGUGUUCAAUUUUCCUAUUUAUAUGAGUUAUUUUUGUACAUACAAAGUGGUACCCUACCUAAACAAAAAAAAACCAACCAUACUGUUAGAAACCAAACAAACAAACAUUAUCUUAUCUAUCAUUAUUACUUAGUUCCUUAACAUUAACAUAACAUUUUACUUCAUAAGUGUUUAGUAAUAAAAUAAUGUAAAUUUAUAAAAAUAAAUAAAAAAUUGUUUAAUGAUU